UCUUUGUAAGCCCCGUCUUGUUGCGCUCAGCCUCAUGGCGUCUGGCGGCCCCAUGAUGAACGGGGACAUCUCUCGCUCCCGCAGUCAAUCCGGCGCGCUGGAGGAAACCAUUAAGCAGAUGAACAUCCUCAUCCAGGAGAACCGAGACCUGAAAGAGGCCCUGCGCCAGACCAACCUGACCAUGAAAGAGCGCUUCGAGGGUCUGACGGCGUGGCGGGAGAAGCAGCGGCAGGAGCGGGACUUCCUGGAGGGCCGUCUGGAGGAAGCUCGGAGCCGCAUGGAGGCGCUCACCCUGGAAAACCAGGAGCUGAGCAAAAAGCUGGAGGCGGCCGGCGGAGACGCAACAGGAUGUGAGAGCGCGGGGCUGGUGGUCCUGCGGGCUCAGAUGGCCCGUCUGCAGGCUGAGAAGAACGACCUGGUGGCUCUGAACUCGGAGCUGCAGCUGAAGGCUGAGCAGGACUCGCACGACGACUCGUUCAUCGAGGUCAUCAAAGUGUCGGACGGAGGCGUGGAGGGCGUGAACGAGGCGUGCGGCGCAGAGCGCAGCAGACGUCCCGAUCUCAGCACGAUAGCGUCCCGGCUGGACAGCGAGGGCGUGACGGUCAGUCAGCUGCUGCACUGUCUGAGGAACGAGACGCAAAAGUGCGAGCAGCAGGAGGCGGAGCUGCAGGCCUGCGUUGCCAGAAUCAAAAAGCUGGAGCAAAGCAAGGGUGGAGAGGAGGAGUCGACUCAAACGGAGACCGAGGAGGGCUCUGAGAAGGCGGCGUCUGAGGUGGAGAAUCUGAAGUCUCAGGUGAUGACGCUCUUCAAGGAGCUGCAGCAGGCCCAGAGCAAGCUGGAUGAAGCUGAAGGCAUGAAGAAGAACCUGCAGGACAGAUGUCGGGAGGUGGAGCAGGAUGUAGUGACCUUGAAGGCUCAGCUGGUGGACAAGCAGGCCGUGCAGUCGGAGAACGACCGGCUGAAGCUGCAGCUGGGCAGCGUGCAGGCCCAAACGCAGAUAGAGCAGAGGAAGGCUGACGAGGACAGGAACAACCUGGCUCAGCUGAAGGAUGCGUACACCAAGCUGUUCGAGGACUACAACGAGCUGCAGGAGGAGCAGGGGAGGAGAGAGUCCCAGCUGGUGGAGAGGGAGCUGGUGGCUGAUAUGCAGGAGCGUCUGACUGCUGCCGAGGAGGCGCUGGCCGUCAAACAGAGCAGGAUCGACGAGAUGAAGCAGGAGAUGUACCAGAAGGAGAAGGAGCUGGAGACCAUCUCUGUCUUCCAGGCUCAGGCGGAGGUCUACUCCUCGGACUUCUACGCGGAGCGAGCGGCACGAGAGAAGAUCCACGAGGAGAAGGAGCGCCUGUCGGUUCAGCUGGAGUUCAUCAAGAAGCAGAACAGUCAGCUGCAGGAGGAGAUGGACUCUCUGGGCCGGCGUUCACUUAAUGAAAUGCAGCGGAGACACGGGUCGACUGCAGGAAGUCCACAUGGACCUGGAGCGUCUCUGGUUGGAAGAGGCGCUGACUGGCAGCAUCAGGGGAACAUCCCUGAACACGUCUGCCCCAAGUGCAACGAGAUCCUGCCGGACCUGGACUCCCUGCAGAUCCACAUCAUGGACUGCAUCAACUAGCCCUCUGUCACCUGCAGCUUUCACAACAAGCGUGGCUGCAUCAGCGCCGUUUAUACGAGUCUUCCUCCGCUUCCUCUGUCUGAUCCCUGACACUCCACGGAUCCUGCUCAAGCUCAGCGACGUGGGUUACAGCACUGGAGCGACGCUGCUUUUGGACGAUUUUAGCUUUCAGGACCGAGGAGAGACGUGGAGUUUGGCUUUGCAUGUUAAUAAAACAGCGUGCUGGCUCCAGUUUACUGUACGCCUAAAUGUAGCUGCCCAUCCUGCACAAUAACCAACCAAAGCUGAGCCUUGACAAACGAAGUGCAUUAAUUUGACUAAAUAUUUAGUUGCUAAAGGCUUUAAAGAUAAUUCUCUGUCUUCCUUUUCCGUAUAAAUUAAAAUUCUUGCGUGUAUUGUCUUGGUUAGGUACUUUAAGCUCAUAUUUAGUUUUUUGUGUGAGAGGAGUCUACUUGUUGGAUACUUUAUUAUGAAGUAUAUAUUUGAUUUUUAAAGUAAUCCUUGUUGGAACCUAAUAUAUUUACAGUGGUAAUAAUCAUGCAGGAAGCUCUCUGCCAAGUCUACACUGUAGGGUACAAAGGUUUGUAAUAGUCUGAAGAAAAUAAAAUCUUUGCUCCUGUCAUGUGACACAACCUUAAUAAAUUAAAAAUAAAUGUAAUGUAAUCAA
Molecule: messenger RNA, 2276 nt
Organism: Nematolebias whitei (Rio pearlfish)
Lineage: Eukaryota; Metazoa; Chordata; Actinopteri; Cyprinodontiformes; Rivulidae
Gene: optn
Product: optineurin
Exons: 12
Coding region: 35-1609 (524 amino acids)
Biological process (GO): protein localization to Golgi apparatus; regulation of canonical NF-kappaB signal transduction; Golgi ribbon formation
Cellular component (GO): nucleus; Golgi apparatus; cytoplasm
Molecular function (GO): K63-linked polyubiquitin modification-dependent protein binding
Source: RefSeq, a predicted model, not a curated record